This is a messenger RNA of Chanos chanos (milkfish), 549 nucleotides long. It is a transcript of the gene exoc1l, whose product is annotated as exocyst complex component 1 like. The transcript has 3 exons. Lineage: Eukaryota; Metazoa; Chordata; Actinopteri; Gonorynchiformes; Chanidae. Bases 1 to 549 code for a protein of 182 amino acids. The record is from RefSeq and is a predicted model, not a curated record.
AUGUCAUCGCUGUUGAAGGAGGAGAUGCAGAAACAGCUGUUCAGGCCGCAGGGAGAGAAACUGGAGGAGUUUAUAGAGAUUGAGGAGCAACAGCCAGGCAGACAUUUUCUCUGUGUGUCAGUGUCCAAGGGCAAACAGGUACAGAUAUCAGUGGUGCAGUGUAAGAAACUGGAACGUUCCGGUAAUAAAAAGCCUCAGCGUAUUGGUCUACAGGACUCAUACUUAAGGACUGAGGUCUGGGUACUCCAGGACCUCCAUCUUUUGGAUGGGCGAGACCCUGAUGUGGACGACCCCUGCUUCUUGAUGCAUUUCGAUUCAGUUCGGCCAGUGAGAGCGGUGACCUGCGCUGCCAAGUACUCCGUGGCUCGCACGCUCGUUGCCCUAAGCAAACAAGUGGGCCACGCCGAUCUCACCUUGCGGAAUUUUGAUUGGACCUACAUCAAUCCGGCAUCCAUCCACUCCAACAGAGGGGACUGCAUGGUUCUAAUGCAGAUAUGCUUCUACGCCAUCAGCCUGGUCUGUUUGUCUUUGUGUCCGGUGCCACUCUAG